UAAAGUAUUCAUCUGUGUGGGAUAUUGUGUAAAUCCUGGAAGACUGCAGUAAAGUGGCAAUGUCUCGGGAACCUACCCCACCUCUCGCUGGAGAUAUGUCUGCUGGUCCUAUAGCAGAAAGCUGGUGUUAUACGCAGGUUAAAGUAGUAAAAUUUUCCUACAUGUGGACCAUUAAUAACUUCAGCUUUUGUCGAGAGGAAAUGGGUGAAGUGUUAAAAAGUUCAACAUUUUCAUCGAGCCCUAGUGACAAAAUGAAAUGGUGCCUAAGGGUAAAUCCAAAGGGAUUAGAUGAUGAAAGUAAAGACUACUUGUCCUUAUAUUUGCUUUUAGUCAGCUGCCCAAAAAGUGAAGUUCGAGCAAAAUUCAAAUUUUCCCUUCUAAACGCUAAAAGGGAAGAAACAAAAGCAAUGGAAAGCCAAAGAGCAUAUCGAUUUGUACAAGGGAAAGACUGGGGUUUUAAAAAAUUCAUUCGAAGGGAUUUUUUGCUUGAUGAAGCUAAUGGUCUUUUACCAGAUGACAAACUUACAUUAUUUUGUGAGGUGAGUGUGGUCCAAGAUUCAGUAAAUAUAUCAGGACAUACUAAUACAAAUACUUUGAAGGUGCCUGAAUGUCGACUAGCAGAAGAUUUAGGUAAUCUCUGGGAAAACACAAGAUUUACAGAUUGCAGUUUUUUUGUGAGAGGACAAGAAUUUAAAGCCCAUAAAUCUGUACUUGCAGCUCGAUCCCCGGUUUUUAAUGCAAUGUUUGAACAUGAAAUGGAAGAAAGCAAAAAGAAUCGAGUGGAAAUAAAUGAUCUAGACCCUGAGGUUUUUAAAGAAAUGAUGAGAUUCAUUUACACAGGGAAGGCACCAAACCUUGAUAAAAUGGCUGACAACUUGUUGGCAGCUGCAGACAAAUAUGCACUGGAACGGCUGAAGGUCAUGUGUGAAGAAGCUUUGUGUAGUAACCUCUCGGUAGAAAAUGUUGCUGAUACCCUGGUCCUUGCAGAUUUGCACAGUGCAGAACAGUUGAAAGCACAAGCCAUAGACUUUAUUAAUAGGUGCAGUGUACUUCGACAACUUGGGUGUAAAGAUGGGAAAAACUGGAACAGCAACCAAGCAGCGGACAUAAUGGAAACAUCAGGGUGGAAGUCCAUGAUUCAGUCUCACCCUCAUUUAGUUGCAGAAGCCUUCCGAGCACUGGCAUCUGCACAGUGUCCACAGUUUGGUAUUCCACGCAAACGGCUAAAACAGUCCUGAAAUCUUCCAUGACUGUAGAAAAAUGGAAUUGACUUUUACUCCUCCAGGUCCAGAAGGAUUCUAAUAACAAACCAUAAGCAAGAGUUGUUUCUGUUGUCUUGUCCACAAACAGAAGCUGAAAAAGCAUAUUGCUUGCAAUUCAGGUGGAUAAUUUAUGGUUUAUUCUUCAGCUUUAAAUUAGACUGAUUAUACUCUAAUUCACUUCAAGGCCUUAAAUUAUAUUCAAUGACUUCUCUUGUUCAUAUAAUACUUUAAUUUUUUUAUUGUGCCUUGUCAUUUUGACUAAGGCUAUGCAGGAUUGCACUAGCUCCAUAAUGCAGUAAUAUUGAUAACUGAAGAUAUUAAGUUUCAAAAGGAUCUUCCAUUAGUUUGAGAAAAGCAAAAUGAAUUUUAUAGGGUUUGUCCUACGCUAUCUGAAAGUUUAAAAUUAGGUUCUUCUUAAAAGCACUCACAUUGGAGAUUACUGAUAAUGUCUCCAGUCUAAGUCCCAUAAAUAUAGGAGAACCUGCUUACCUUCAAAGUAAGUUACGGCAAUACACUGCUUCAAUUCUAAUUUAUUUUUCAUUUCAGGGGGCAAAUAUGCAAUGAGUUGGCCCAAAUUUUUAGUAAAAUUUGGAUGUUUUCCUGUGUGUUGACUGUCCAACAAACUAAGAGAAGCAUAACAAACCUUUGCUUGUGUUUCUUUGUGGGUUUGUUCAAGUUUACAAUGACUGAGAACUGAUUGAGGUUAAGAUUUCAAUAAAAAGAAAGCAUGUUUUGUGCUGAAUUAAUUUUUUUUAAUUUAUAGUGACCUACAUUUAUAUGAAGAAUUCUGUCCAUGUUGAAAGUAAGGAUGACCAAAUGUAAAUUUAAUGAGUGGGCCAAUUAAGAAAGAUAUAUAUGCACUUUCAAUGUGUAACUUUUGUAUGCUAAAUGGUACAUAUAUUUUUUUUCUUUUUGAGGUUAUUAAUAAGGUAUAAUUAAUUGUGUCUUAACUUUUGAAAAAUUUUUUAAGACUGAGAGAGGCAACUGGGGUGUUCAUGAUAGUUAAGAAAGGUAUCCUUGAUUAUAGUUAAAUUGGUUUGAAUUUCAGAUAUUUAUUAUUGAAGUUACUCAAUAAGUUUUCUCCCACUUUGGAAAAGGCAAUUAAAUAAAAUCCUGGACACUCUACUCUCCUGCUAAAAACAGUGAGCUGAUAUUUGCAAACUAAAAAAAAGAGCCCUUAGAAAUAUGUCAGGCCACACUCUGAACCUUUUCCCCUCUAGUUUUCCCCUUUCUGUUUCAGUUACUGUACUAACAUUUUGGAUGAUACUGAAAUUCUGCAUAAUGUGAACAGGAUAAACUAUUUAUAAACUG
Messenger RNA from Suricata suricatta (meerkat), 2573 nucleotides. RefSeq names its product speckle type BTB/POZ protein like (gene SPOPL). Gene Ontology annotation, molecular function: ubiquitin protein ligase binding. The coding region runs from base 60 to 1238 and encodes 392 amino acids. Lineage: Eukaryota; Metazoa; Chordata; Mammalia; Carnivora; Herpestidae. Gene Ontology annotation, cellular component: nucleus; cytoplasm. The transcript has 10 exons. The record is from RefSeq and is a predicted model, not a curated record. Gene Ontology annotation, biological process: proteasome-mediated ubiquitin-dependent protein catabolic process; regulation of proteolysis.